AUGUCGGACAACCCAACCCCAAUCCAAGGGGAAAAGGGCGACCUCUACUGCCGCCCCACAACCGGGCUCGACGUCUGCAAGUUCUUCCUGCUCAACUACAUCCUGCACGCCUUCACCGUCAUCAGCGAGCCCGGCGCGGGCCCCAUCGCGAGCCUGUUCCACAGCGCGCUGGCGGUCUUCCUCCCGUUCUCGAGUGUCCAGUACUCGAGCUACGUCAUCUGCCAGAGCAUUGCGAGGUGUCGCAACGACCUGGAGAGGGCCGCGAAGGCGAGAGCGCUGUGUUUUCUGGUGCCGGCGAGGCUGAGGAGAGGGGAGCCGAUCUCGCCGGCGAUGACAACCGUGCAUGGUACGUUUCCGGUCCUCGAACACGUUGGUCGGAUGGCAGCCCCGGGAAGAAGCACCACCCCGAGUUCGGCCCGCGUUCCGGAGGCCCACGAAACGGCAGGUCAAUAUGAGCUAGUUCUUGUCCCCCGAUAUGCCCCCGUCGAGCCCUUCUUGCUGGAGGAAAGCGAAAGCACCGCCAGAACAACCGACGGUGCAGUUCGAUACAGGACCGCUGUCGCUAGUAACUCAAACAUCAUGAAGUCCGCAAUCGCAAUGCUCCAGAUCGGCUACGGCUCCUACGAGCUCUACGACGCCUACAAAGGACAACUGCAGCGGUUCGGCUACGCAUCGUACGCGCUGACGGUUAUCCCGUACAUCUUGAUGUCCCUCCUGAAUCUUACGGCGUCACUUUGUCAGCCGGGAUACAAUGCAAUGUUCCUUGUGCACUACCGCGGCGAGAGGGACUACGAGCAUGCUGCUGGUGUGCGCGAGCGGAAAUCGCCGUGGACAUCGGCGGGUGUUUCGGGACCGGAGGGGGAGGGUGGAGAAUCCUGCGUAGAGCUGGCGGCAGUAGGUGGGGUGUCUACUGGGCAAGGAGGCGGCGGCGGGGUGCGGGAACCGUGGAUGGUUGAUGCGGAGUCGAAGACGGCUGGCGCGGUUGGGCGGGUCUAUUCCCUCACGGAGGACGGCGUGCGGUCGUGGUUGAAGUACCAUAAGACCCUAGCGAUAAAGCAGACCCUCCUCGUCCUUACCACAUCGACCAUAUCAUUCAUCCUCCCCUACGUCACGAUUUACGCCAUGACCUCCUUCCACGCAGCCCAGAGCACCACCACAGAGCGCCUCUUCACCCUCAGCCAGCUCAUCAUCGGCCAGCUCAUCUGUCUCUUCGGCGACCACUUCACAGGGUCGCUCAGCCGCAGCGGGCGCACCCGUUUCCAGCUCCCGGAGCGGACGUUAGCUGUCAACGUCCCGCGAUUCCUGAGGAGAUACCUGUCGUGCGGUGCAGAGAGCUGGCGCGUCAAGUUUGCGUUCCCGAUUGCGUAUCGGUAUCCGUCCGCUGCCGAUUUGGAGUAUAUUUGGAAUCUGGGGUGGAGGAGGGUUUGUGUUUAUGUGUUUUGCUCGCUAAUGGCUGUGGCACCGGCGUUGGGUGGAGGACACUUGGGGGAAGGAGAGGAAAGAUGGUGGACUUCCACUGGUUUCCUUGAGUUCCUUUCGUUUCUUUUGUGUGGCACAGUCCAUAUUUCUCAACAUCCAAGUCACACGAGUAGCGAACGAAUGUGGAGCGGGUUUGUUGUUAUUUAG
Messenger RNA from Morchella importuna, 1626 nucleotides. RefSeq lists its product as uncharacterized. Lineage: Eukaryota; Fungi; Ascomycota; Pezizomycetes; Pezizales; Morchellaceae. Bases 1 to 1626 code for a protein of 541 amino acids. The transcript is spliced from 5 exons. The record is from RefSeq and is a predicted model, not a curated record.